Molecule: messenger RNA, 420 nt
Organism: Uloborus diversus
Lineage: Eukaryota; Metazoa; Arthropoda; Arachnida; Araneae; Uloboridae
Gene: MED21
Product: mediator of RNA polymerase II transcription subunit 21-like
Exons: 1
Coding region: 1-420 (139 amino acids)
Biological process (GO): regulation of transcription by RNA polymerase II
Cellular component (GO): mediator complex
Molecular function (GO): transcription coregulator activity
Source: RefSeq, a predicted model, not a curated record
AUGGCUGAUCGUUUAACACAGUUGCACGAUGCUGUAGAUGCUCAAGCUGAGAAUAUUUGUAACAGUAUUGGUGUCUUACAAGCUACUGCACAGUUAGGAAAUUUUCCCGACUUUGAAAAAUCUCCCGUAAAGUCAGAGCAAUCUAAAGAAGAUUACUGUCAGACUUUUGCUUCUCUCAUUGCUAAUACAGCUAAAGAAAUAGAUGUUUUGAUUGAUUUUUUACCUAAUGAAGAUAUUACUCAAGAGUCACAAGAAGAAUUGAAGCGUUUAGAUAAAGAAAAUAAAGAGGCUGCUCUCAAGUUAGAAAAAGUUGUUCAUGUUGGUGAGAUUUUAUUAGAACAGAUACGUAAAGCUUUGCAUGAUAUAGCACAAUCACAGAUUGAAAUUCAGAAACUGAAUUCUGUGAAAGAAAGUUUAUAA